Messenger RNA from Penicillium angulare, 402 nucleotides. RefSeq lists its product as uncharacterized. The record is from RefSeq and is a predicted model, not a curated record. The transcript has a single exon. The coding region runs from base 1 to 402 and encodes 133 amino acids. NCBI's taxonomy places the organism in Eukaryota, Fungi, Ascomycota, Eurotiomycetes, Eurotiales, Aspergillaceae.
AUGUCUAAGUCAGGCAAACAUGGGUACAUCAUGGCUGGAGAGCACUGUUACCUCAGCGUUUACGAUAUUCCUGUUUCAGGAAUCAGUGAUAGAAAGGUUGUCGUUCAACUCUCCGCGAAAAUGGACUACCUGCUACGCUUUGCAGAGUUGGAAAAGCAAAGGCAGGAUGAAAAUACAAUACGUGUGUAUAUUGACGAGAUCAACGACAUGCCUGUAUUCCCAGAAAUUCUCCAAAGUCACUACGCUUGGAGUUUUGGAGUCAAUCCAAGCCUGUACAGCAAUGGUACGGAGUCUCGAAGACUCAUGUCUCUAUGGAGGUCUGGUGCCUAUCAGAGUAGAUGGUAUGUGGUUGAAGGGAUUCACAUUAGGAACUGCGGAUUUUUCUAUCACGCUGCGAAUUGA